This is a messenger RNA of Zingiber officinale, 2833 nucleotides long. Its product is annotated as protein DWARF AND LOW-TILLERING-like. The transcript has a single exon. Gene Ontology annotation, molecular function: DNA-binding transcription factor activity; sequence-specific DNA binding. The record is from RefSeq and is a predicted model, not a curated record. Lineage: Eukaryota; Viridiplantae; Streptophyta; Magnoliopsida; Zingiberales; Zingiberaceae. Gene Ontology annotation, cellular component: nucleus. The coding region runs from base 702 to 2564 and encodes 620 amino acids. Gene Ontology annotation, biological process: regulation of DNA-templated transcription.
UCUCCCUGCCUUGGGUCGAGCCCGUAGGAUUCGCAACAGCAUAGGGCGGAAGGAGAAGCGGCGAAGGAGGAGGUGGAGGAGGAAAACGAAGUCGACAUUAGGAUUUCCAUUUUUUUCCUUCUUUAUUUUUUCGAAAGUGUUUUCCGAACUCGCAUUGAAAGUUUAUCUUUUCCUUCAUUUCUUGUACUGUUGAUUUUGUUCUCUCUUCGUCCGAUCAUGGAGCUGGUGGUGAUAUCUAGCGGUGGCUCAGAGGCCUUUACCAUGACCAGAGAAUCCGCGCGAACUUCGCUGUGGGUUGUCCACGGCUCUGUAUUCGGCUUCUCCUUUUAAUGUUCCCGAGUCAAGAUUGGUUCGUGUUUUCAAUUGUUCCAACUAUUCUUUGAUUCUUUAGCAGGUUUCAAAACCGUCUCUUUAAAGAUCUCAUUCUUUUUAAUUACAAGUUUACAAUUCUUUUUAACUACGUCGUUUCAUUUUGGUUUGUUUCUAAAUUCUUGAAGCGUUUAAAGAUUUUCAUUCUGAAUGGAAAAAAGAAAAAUGAUCAACAGGAAGAAAAAAAGAUACGUGGAUAGGUAGGUAGGUAGGUAGUAGGUAGGUAGAUAGAUAGAUAGAUAGGGGAAAAUUUGGAUUUUUAACGGUAAAUUUGUGUUUUUUGAUAUUGUUUUUUGUAAGAAGCAACGUUGGACGCGACGGCGGUAGAGAGGAUGUUGGCUGGGUGCUCAUCGACGUUGCUGUCGCCGAGGCACAAGUUGAGGAUCGACGCUUCCGUGCAGUUGCAAUCUUGUCAUUUCCAUCUGCAGGAGAAGCCGAUGGGUACCCAGCGACUCGACCUGCCGUGCGGCUUCUCCUCCCGCAAGGAUCCCCUCCGGGUGGUGCUAUCUGUCGAGAAGCCGGCGGCCGACGCUCGGGGCAGUAACUGCUCCUUCAGGCGCCGCUCGUCUACCUCAUCCAUUGUCGCGCAUGCACCAACAUGGGGCGCAACCGAAGAAGCUCGCAGCGGAGUUUGGGCGCAGAGGAGGAGCUCGAAGAGACUCCAUGAAGAGGGCUCGUGCGACGACUACCGAGCCAAGAGGACGAGGACAGCUGACAUGGAGGGCGAGGCAUGGCUGCCUCAGUCCACUCAAGAACCCUCGUUUGGGGAGGAGGAAGAGAAGGUGUUUCUUGUACCAAGUGCAGCAAGUUUUCCACUUCCCACUUCGUCGGGCCAAACUCUGGUGCCAGGAUCCACUCAUCCGGAGAACGACUCCAACACAGGCGAAGAACCAAACAAUGCGUCGCAGUCUGCUUCCAGUUCGUCCUCUGGCGCCUUUGCUUCUUCUACCAAGGAUUCUUCCAGCAAUCUGAACUCCAGCGGUGUGGGAGGCGACGGAGGCAGUAGCCAGAUGGAGCAGCAGCAGGGUCUGGAACUGGCGAGCCUGCUGACAUCGUGCGUGGAGUCCAUUACUUCUGGGAAUUACGAAGCCAUGAACUUUUUCUUAGCCAGGCUUGGGGAUUUGGCAACCCCAACGGGCUCCCCCAUUCACCGGUUGGUCGCCUAUUACACCGAGGCCUUAGCACUCCGCGUGGUAAAGCACCGGCAUCACAUCUUCUCCGUUGCUCCACCGAAGGCCCUCCUUGACCAGGCCGAGGACGACAACGCCGUUGCACUACGAGUCCUCAAUUGUGUAACUCCAGUCCUCCAAUUUAUCCACUUCACAUUGAAUGAGCGGUUGUUGCGGGCAUUUGAAGGGAAGGAUAGAGUGCACAUAAUAGAUUUCGACAUCAGGCAAGGUCUUCAAUGGCCGAGCUUGCUCCAGAGCUUAGCUUCCAGGCCUAAUCCUCCAAACCACGUCAAGAUCACCGGAGUGGGAGAGUCUAGGCAGGAUCUUCAAGAUGCAGGAUGCGCUCUCACGAGACUAGCAGAAUCAUUGUGCCUCCCUUUCGAGUUUCACUCUGUGGUUGAUAGAAUGGAAGAUGUGAGGCUCUGGAUGCUUCAUGUGAAGAGGGAGGAGUGUGUUGCAGUCAAUUGUGUUCUGGCCAUGCACGAGGCUCUCAGCGACGAGAGUGGGAAGGCUUUGGUGGAUUUGUUGAGCCUGAUAAGGAGCACAAACCCAGAAAUUUUCGUUAUGGCAGAGCAAGAAGCAGAUCACAAUGCGCCAGAGUGGGAAGCAAGGCUUGCUAGAUCACUUGGCUACUAUGCAUCUCUAUUCGACUCCAUGGCCUACGUUCUGCCCAAGGAGAGCCAUGCCAGGAUCAAGGUGGAAGAAGCGUUUGCUAAGGAGAUCAGGAACAUAGUUGCUUGUGAAGGAAACGAGAGGACCGAGCGGCACCAAACGUUCGAUAACUGGAGGAAGAUGAUGGAGGAGGGUGGAUUCUCAUGCACGGGCAUUGGAGAAAGGGAGAUGCUUCAGAGUAAGAUGAUACUGAGAAUGCACUCCUGUGAUCAAUACAACAUAGAAAAGCAAGGUGAAGGUGAUGGACUCACUCUCAAGUGGUUGGAUCAGCCUCUGUACACAGUUUGUGCAUGGGCUCCUACAGAUGCUGCAGGUACCUCCACAUCUCACCCAAAUCUGGAGCUUCAUGGAUGAAUUUGUUCUUUCUCAUGUCGAAAACUCACAUAUCAGAUACUUACAUUCUUUUUCAUACUGAUCCAGAUAGAAAAGUUAUAUUCUUUUGCAUUUACAGAAAAUAGACAUUCUUUAUUCUUUUGUUGCAUGUAUGCUAUAGAAGUUCAAAAAUGGUUGUAGAUUAGUGUGUUCCUCAGCAGAUUAUUUGUAGCUGCUUCAAUCUUUGAUCAUUUCCUCAAGUGCAGUGUAACUGAAGUAGACCAGAAUAAAAUUUUCGUUAUUUGCUUGAA